UGCCAUGUGAGGGCCAGGAGUCGGUUCCUUACCCCACUAUUUCACUCAAUCUGGUGGGGGGGGGAGGGGACGAUUUCUGUGGGACCGGAUCUCCAGCUUUGCAAGAUGACACUUUGGCACGCAGGUGCCGAGGUUGCAUUGUUGUGGACCAGUGUCCGGUGCUCCAUCUGUCUGCGGGCCGGUCUGUCACGUCCAUCCAGAGCUCUAAACUUUGAUGUGACACAACCAUUGCUGGAUGCGCAGGAGCCUGCCGCUCGCACCGGCCCUGCAGGUUCCACGAUUGAUUUCAGUCCCAUAUCAGGCAUCAGGUACGGGGUUGGUGGUCAAGAUGAGAACUCGCUGAGGAUGCAGUUGAGGAUACGCGCAAUGGCCAUGGCGGAGGGCCAGUCACAGGAUGGGAUUGCGCAUGUUGCAGAGCACGUAAGGCAUGUCUCACUGCGCCAUGAGGACCGACGCAGUCUCAGUCCCACGGUGCCCCCUGUGCCAUCGGCGAACCGUGGGCCCAUUCCACUGCAUCUGUCGAACCUGGGAUGUUCCACUGCAGUGGAUUCACCAUCGGGACAUCCUCCAACCGUGCAGAGUGUCACACCACAAUGUGCAGCAGUCAACAGCGAAGGAGUGGCGCUACAUGAGACACAUACUCCGGCAACUGAUUACAUCCUCAACCGAUUGGUGCCCGCCAUCGAAGCCGGUGCUGUCGAAGGUGAAGGGUUGUCAAGCCUUGCUCGCGGAGGGGUCGGCACUCCCCCAUCCUCUAGCCAUCACCACACAUCUCUGAUUCCUGUCACACCACAGCAGCCUCGGUGUGGACAGGCAACGACUCCCCCGGCGGGCCAUACUGCCUCCCAGGCACAACGCAGUGAUGGCGGCGAAGGCGGCGGGUUGUCAACUGAGGGCACAAAGGAGCGAGGAAAAGUGUGGCAGGUGGAUGCUCCGAAAAACACGGAAAGGGGGCGGGAGGACGAGACAACGGUGCUCUGUCGGGGCCGCAAUGAAAUGAAGGAGGUUAUGGGUGAUGAUACUGAGGCAAUGGGAAGGGUGCGUGAGAAAGCAGGUUUUUGGAAGAUGGUGGCAGAUCGCAUGUGGGAGAAAGGUUUCAAUUGCGAUGAAGAGCAGUGCAAGGGGAUGUUCCAUCAAGCCUUGGGCUUCUACCGCAGGCUGAAGAUCCAUGAGAAAUGGUCUCCCAAGCUACUGGGACAUGUCACACGAAGCGCAAGAGAUACAAUGUGGAUUUUGUUUCGCGGCAGUCGUGAUAUGACGCCCUCGACCAGGUGGAGAAGGAUACCGACACAGUGACUGUGAACUUGACGCAGCUGAGGAUCCCGGCACGGAAUGGGAACAAGGUGAAGAUGGUCAGGAGAGGGUAGACUCACAUGGCG
Chara braunii is the source of this 1379-nucleotide messenger RNA. NCBI's taxonomy places the organism in Eukaryota, Viridiplantae, Streptophyta, Charophyceae, Charales, Characeae. The record is from the annotation of a GenBank genome assembly.